AUGCUUGCAGUGAUCGUGGAGCCUGCGAAUGACCCGCAUUUCUUGAUCGUAGUGGCGGACUUCCGAGCUUUUGAAGCCGAGAUCGCACACAGAACACAGUUCUUCCCCUCGCUGCUAUUUCGAAUCUCACACAACACACAGUCGCCAGCAACGAGUCCUCCAGAUACAGUGCUCGUCUCGAACAACAGCAUAUCUUCCGACCGCCUGCUGCACUACACCUACCACAAGACACCCCCUACACUACUACAGUCAAACAGCCGCGCAACGAUGAAUACCGGCCACUACCCAAGCUUCAUCCAGAUCUCCUGCUUCAACAGCGACCGCAAGCCUGUCGAUCUCCGUCCCAACGAGCCAGUAGAGCAGCUCGUGAGAGCAUACCAUCUCAUCGACACUCUCGUUAAGGCCCAGGCACCGUUCUACCAUGGCGGCCAUACCCUCAACCCCAUCUUCAUCAAUGGCUAUGUCCAUAUCCCGGCAGCAAGCUACAUCUUCGACUGCAUCCAGACCCGAGUCCCCGGCCGUCCCAGCAUCGAAGAGCUGAAGUUCUGCAUGCGCGAUAUCAACGCGCCUCCCACCCUCGACGCUAUUACCGGCCUGCACGCCACCCUCUGGGCUGUCGGUAUCCGCCAGACCUACAUCAACACCGACAUCUACUGGUGGCUGUUGCAGUACGCGAAGCGCCCGCUCUCUCUCGCCGAGUUCUCGAUGAUCGCAUACCGCUGCCACCUCGAUGGCAAGUUGGUUCAGCACAUGAUGGAGAACCAAGCGCAUAUCGCGCUGGACGACAAGCUUCCCGACAUCAUUCCGAUCGCCGACUGGUGCUUCGCGUCUGGUCUGUCGAUUCAGCUGCAGAAGUCAGGGCUGAAGGCUGGGGCGAAGAGGGCGAAGGACAGGGCGCGCCUUGCUAAGGAGGCAGAGGGGAAGUCUAUGCGGCAUGGCGGUAAGCCAUCGAAGGUGAAGAGAACAGAGGAGAGGCAGAAGCGCUUCUGGCCAGCACUUGGCGAGUCUUGA
Messenger RNA from Fulvia fulva, 1011 nucleotides. RefSeq lists its product as uncharacterized. The transcript has 2 exons. Lineage: Eukaryota; Fungi; Ascomycota; Dothideomycetes; Mycosphaerellales; Mycosphaerellaceae. The coding region runs from base 1 to 1011 and encodes 336 amino acids. The record is from RefSeq and is a predicted model, not a curated record.